AUGCUGCAGCUGGCCGGUGGGAUCCAGGGCGUGGCGCUGCUUACACAGGGCGGCGCCGCGUGCCUGAGGCUCGCACACGCGCUGCAGCAGCAGCGAGCGCGGCCCUGCGAUGCGCAAGCAGCCUGCCGCCACAUGUACACGCGCGCUGGCCAGGCGCACGAGACGCCGUCCAUCAUACCAGACGGCGGCCCCGCGGGCGUGACCGCCGGGCGCUCGUCAGAAGUGAACUCUGUGCGCCCGGUCGGCGACCCCCGCCUGAGGCGCCUCGUUGAUGACGUCUUCACGUUAUAUGAGACACGAGACCCUGGCGCGCAGCGUAGCAUCGUGCGCCGCCACUACGCUCCAAAUGCGACCUACCAGAACAAUAUCAUGCGUGUCCAGGGCGCCGAGGCCAUUAUGCGGCGCUUCAGCCUGCUGCCCAAGACUACUCAAUCAGUGCGCAUCGUGUACGAGCCGCCGGUGGAGCUGGGGGCGACCAGCAGCAGCCCUGACGCCCUGGGCAACCUGGGCUUCAAGGGAGACCUGGAGGUCGAGAUCAAGAACUCCCAAACCUACGUGUUCCAGCACCCCGGGAUGCUGCGGUUCCUGGUGGUCGGCGGCAGGUCAGACGUGGAGCUGCCUGUCCUGACGCGCCUGGCCCUGGACAAGGGGAGCCUGGCCAUCCUGCACCACCAGGACGUGUGGCUCAACAAGGCGGCCGUCUGGGGGCCCCUGCGCAAGGGCUGGGGCGCCGUCGCCACCACCAUGGCCGGCUCCCCGCCGCUGGACGACCCCGGCCGCCAGCCGCAGCGCCCGCGGCGUGGCGAGGAAGGAGAGCAGUCCGAGGAGGGCGAGGAGGAGUCGCGGGAGCGCGUCGGGGAGCAGGGGCGGCGGGGCGGUCGGAGGGAGGGGGGCAAAGGGGGCGAGGACAGCGGGCUGAGGCGGGCGCCGCCUGGCGUGGAGCCGGUGCCCGCAGCUUGA
Messenger RNA from Monoraphidium neglectum, 960 nucleotides. RefSeq lists its product as hypothetical. Bases 1 to 960 code for a protein of 319 amino acids. NCBI's taxonomy places the organism in Eukaryota, Viridiplantae, Chlorophyta, Chlorophyceae, Sphaeropleales, Selenastraceae. The transcript is spliced from 8 exons. The record is from RefSeq and is a predicted model, not a curated record.